AUAAGAUUUGCAUGGCGAGAUGGGUCUGUCUGUUCAGUGUUGACACAAGUAUCGUAGUGUACUGAAGAUCAUUACAGAAUAAGUCCUACCAAUGUGGUAUGACUAUGUCACCUUUCGUAUUUCGAAACCGUUUUCUGUUUCUUUCCUACUUUCUCUUAUGAUGCCUUUUCAUUCAAGCGACUACCUUCAAUACUGAGGUAGUCUUGGGCUCGAAGAGCAUCUGCGAACGACACCGAGGAGCGGUCGACUAUCAAGAGGGGGAUACCGAAUCUUGAAGCCGGACAUCAAUCUUGCUAUGAGCCCCAUGUUCCGUCUGUUAGUGCGUAUUGCCGAGAGCGGGCGGGAGAGUCGGGACAUCAAUUACCACCACAACGAGUACAGAGAUAGUGAUGGUGAUAGUAAUGGGGACGACGGACUUCCAUGGUACGCCGUGUUGCUCAUCGUCUACUUUUCAAUACUAUUCCUGGUGGUCUGGUCAUCGUUAGUCUACUUCUAUACGCGCGAUAGGGAACGAAGAAACGGCCAACCCGUCCGCGUGGGUCACAUUGUCUUGAAAGCCUUGACCGUAGCAUCGGGUGUAGGCGUUUGGAUCUGGGUUUUCAAGAAGCGAGGAUGGUACGGCUCGGAUCGGGAGCAAGAGGAGACCACAGGAGUCGGCCCUUACAAGCAGAUCAAGACUCGAAAAACUCCAGCUCCCAUUGGAGUUUCCACACCUUUCGGCAGCCCUUCCGGCAGCAGCACACUACCCGCGAGCCCUAAUGCGCCCUCUGUCUGGCCUCCCAGCCCGAAUACACCUACUACCUGGUACGGCACUCAGACGAGUCAGACCACGACGUACGCGUCGUACGAACAAUCAAGCGACAUGUACAAGUCCCCUGGUCAUAAUCCGACUCCCAAUGCCUUUGCGCAGCACGAGUCUAUUCCGAUGAUCACUCUCACUCCGAGUCCAAGCACCAGCCCUGCUCCCCAGUCGAGCCCUACCCCAAAUCCGAGCUACGCUCCUCCACCGCCAUACGUGACAACUCCGCCACCGGCGGCGCUAUACGGCCAAAAAUUCCCAUCUUAACAUAGCCGCCCUCCAUAUUGAGUAUUUGUAUAACGAUAGGAUGAAGGGAAAUGAAACUUGGUGCAUGGGACUGGCAACAGAAUACGCAUAAUUGGUACGGCGCUCGGGUAGGUUUUUUUUUUGCAUGAAUGGAGAGGUCUUCUCUUUGUAUCUCUAUUAGGAGUUGGGCUAGGCAUGGUGGCAUUUUCCUAAUCUCUCAUUUUCCUUUGUAAGAGAGUAGGGCACGAAGAUUUCUGUCAUCAUUGCAAAUAUUCCCUGCUACUAUCAUUAUGAUACCCGGUUUCAUAUAUUUAUCCAAUUCGAUGACGACUUC
This is a messenger RNA of Xylaria bambusicola, 1379 nucleotides long. RefSeq lists its product as uncharacterized. The record is from RefSeq and is a predicted model, not a curated record. NCBI's taxonomy places the organism in Eukaryota, Fungi, Ascomycota, Sordariomycetes, Xylariales, Xylariaceae. Bases 296 to 1066 code for a protein of 256 amino acids. The transcript has 2 exons.